Messenger RNA from Zygotorulaspora mrakii, 1368 nucleotides. It is a transcript of the gene PRS5, whose product is annotated as ribose phosphate diphosphokinase subunit PRS5. Gene Ontology annotation, molecular function: magnesium ion binding; ribose phosphate diphosphokinase activity. Gene Ontology annotation, biological process: 5-phosphoribose 1-diphosphate biosynthetic process; purine nucleotide biosynthetic process; ribonucleoside monophosphate biosynthetic process. The transcript has a single exon. NCBI's taxonomy places the organism in Eukaryota, Fungi, Ascomycota, Saccharomycetes, Saccharomycetales, Saccharomycetaceae. Gene Ontology annotation, cellular component: ribose phosphate diphosphokinase complex; cytoplasm. The record is from RefSeq and is a predicted model, not a curated record. Bases 1 to 1368 code for a protein of 455 amino acids.
AUGGGUAGCAAUAAUAUUGUUGUAUUUGGUGGGGGAUCUCACCCUCAGCUGGUGAAUAUGAUAUGUGAAAACUUGGGUGUUAAGCCAGCCCACGUUGAGCUUGGUAAAUUCUCAAAUGGUGAGACUAGUAUUAGCGUACAUGAAUCCGUGCGUGAAAAGGAUGUAUAUGUUAUUCAAAGUGGCUGCGGUCAUGUGAAUGAUAAUUUCAUGGAGCUAUUGAUUCUUUUGAGUGCCUGCAAAACAGCCUCAGCAUCUAGAGUCACAGCAGUGAUGCCUUACUUUUGCUAUUCCAGACAACCUGAUAUCCCAUAUACCGCUAAAGGCGCACCAUUGGUUUCAAAACAAAAAGAGAACGUCUCCUUUCAAAGCAGUUCGAAUGGUGGCCAGGCUUUCACUUUGAUGACACACAAACCUGGGGAAGAAACUUUAUUAAAAGCAAACGAUUCGGGACUACGGCAAUUCAACAACGUUGGCUCUUCAACAAAUCUGAUCAAAUCGACAUCCUUCUCUCGUAUCCCGAUGAUUCCGGGUGGUAAAGAGCAGGGUUCUUCAAAAACGGAUGCUGGGGAAUUGUUCAACGCACAAAAUUCCGGUUAUAAACUUUGGGUAGCUCAAGCAGGUACAUUGAUUGCCAAUCUGUUGACAACAUCAGGUGCGGAUCACGUAAUAACUAUGGAUUUACAUGACCCUCAAUUCCAAGGCUUCUUUGAUAUUCCGGUAGAUAAUCUGUAUUGCAAGCCAAUAGCUCAAAGUUACAUACAGCACCAUAUACCCAAUUACAAAGAGGCCGUUAUUGUUUCUCCAGAUGCUGGUGGUGCCAAGAGAGCGACUUCCAUUGCAGAUUCUUUGAAAUUGUCAUUUGCUCUGAUUCAUAAGGAAAGGAGAUCUCAGUUAUUAAAAGGUCCCCCUAGCACAACUUUAACAUCAGGUAACACUCUUCCCGUCACAGCUCCGCUGAUCACACCUUUCUCUUCUAGAGAAAUGAGUUCAUCUACUUCCACGUCUAAGUAUGUGCAAACCACCAUGCUCGUCGGUGACGUCAAAAAUAAGGUAUGUAUAUUGGUAGAUGACUUGGUGGAUACCUCCUACACAAUUACUCGGGCUGCAAAGCUAUUGAAAGAUCAGGGUGCAACAAAGGUUUACGCCUUAGUUACUCAUGGUAUCUUCUCGGGCGAUGCGCUCAUUAAAAUUCAGCAGAGUGCUAUCGACAAAUUGAUUGUGUCGAAUUCUGUUCCACAAAAAGAGACUGUCGAGUUUUUAGGCAAGCACCGAGUUGAUGUUUUGGAUGUUUCAAGAGUACUGGCCGAGGCUAUAAGAAGAAUUCAUAACGGUGAAUCGAUUUCAAUGCUCUUUGAGCAUGGAUGGUAA